Messenger RNA from Emericellopsis atlantica, 1245 nucleotides. RefSeq lists its product as uncharacterized. The coding region runs from base 1 to 1245 and encodes 414 amino acids. NCBI's taxonomy places the organism in Eukaryota, Fungi, Ascomycota, Sordariomycetes, Hypocreales, Bionectriaceae. The record is from RefSeq and is a predicted model, not a curated record. The transcript has 5 exons.
AUGGAGAACACGCUCAACCUCGCCCCGUUGUGGGAAGCCCAACAAAUGUGCGCAAAGCACCACGACCAAGCAGUUUUGAUCGGCCGAAUUGCUCUAGACACUUGCUUAAAUUUGAGUGAGAAUGAAGCUGAUGAUCUCUCUGGGCCUCUGGACAUUGCAGAAAAGGCAAUGUCAGUCAUCGAUAGUAUCUUCAAGACUCACACCAAGCAAAGCUAUAUCCUUGGGUCCAUUGAGCAGCAGAGUCAUCGUAUCUGCGCUGGCGAUCCGCUGAUACUUGUCAAGGCCAUGAUGACAGUCUGGUCAUCGAAUGCAUCGCCACUCAUCACCAGGGAUCUACAGGAGACGUCUGACUAUGCAACAAGCAUCAUCAACUUGGGCCUGAUUUCCAUGCUCUUUACUUCGGAAAGGUGGACGACAUUGGGCUCGCAAUGGGAAGCUUUGAAAACCAAGACACUCCUUGCGAACGCUGCGGUCUCUUUGAUUUUUGCAACCUACUUCAUUUCUCAAGCCUACGACGAAACUAUGCAUCCAUACAUCGAGGAUUACAUCGACGGAUCUCAGCCGACGAGCAUUCAGAUUUUCCUCAAGUACACAUGGAGGGUGGCCCAAACGACACUUCCACAACGAUCGCCAGGCAAUCUAUUUGGCCUCACGAGUGAGGAUAUGAAGAUUUCUCCAAGCGGCAAGCGUCUACUUGUGCGUGAUGGAAGUGACACCUGGGAUGAUCCGGUAUAUUGGCAUCCUGGAAAGCAGACGAUAGGUUCUCCAUGGGGCAAAUUCCAUCGCAACAAGCAUCAGCCAACGUUUCUGCCUACUAAGAAGUCGACACUUCCCCAUACCAUGUACCGACUGCCGACAUCCUCCGUUAAGCUGGCAGAAACAUUCGAGGAGUACUACGAAGAUGUCGAGCUGAAGUUGUUAGAGACUGAGCGUCAGAUAGCUGAUGUUUCCGGCGAGACUGCUGCAGAUCAGUUUCAUCGACUGGCUUCAGCGAGCGGAUCAAGCUAUCCUGAUGAAGGCAUUGAUGAAGAUGAUGCGGACGAAGUUUACGAAGCGACUCAGGAAUACAAGAACAGCGUUUCUUUGACACGGAAGCCAAUUUUGGACCUCAGAGGCCAUGCGACUUUGCCAUUUUUAACAACGGCGGCCAGAGCCCUCAGGUUUGACGAAGAGCCUGAAACUUUUGAGGAUGAUUUCUGGGUGAUGACAUUUGGUGGCGUGGAAGCUGGAGAACUAGAUCAAUGA